GUCGCCACAGAUUUAUACUUGUCAUCAGUUUUUCCAAGCAUGUCAGCAGCUACUGGAUCCAUCACGCUUCGCACGGGGCUGAAGAUGCCGACGGUUGGGUUUGGGCUGUGGAAGAUCGAGAAGGCAGUGGCAGCCACGCAAGUGUACAAUGCAAUCAAGGCUGGGUACCGGCUGCUGGACGGGGCGUGCGACUACGGCAACGAGGUGGAGGUCGGACAAGGAAUCCGCAGAGCGAUCUCCGAGGGCAUUGUGCAGCGCUCGGACCUGUUCAUCACCAGCAAGCUCUGGUGCACGUACCACCACCGCGAGCACGUGAAGCCAGCACUGACGCGCACCCUGCAGGACCUCGGCCUGGACUAUGUGGACCUGUAUCUGGUUCACUUCCCGAUCUCGCUAAAGUACGUGCCGUUUGAGACGCGGUACCCGCCCGAGUGGCAUUACGACAGCGGCAAGGUCGAGCUGGACCCGGUGCCGUUCAGCGAGACGUGGUCGGGCAUGGAGGAGCUGGUGAAGCCGGCGGUCAUGCAGAUUGAAGUCCACCCGUAUCUGGUCAGGAAGGAGUUGGUGGAGCUGGCGCAGCGCGAGGGCAUCGCGGUCACGGCGUUUUCGUCGUUCGGCGACACCAGCUAUAAGCAGAUUGGCAUGGUGCCGGAGGGGAUUACGCCGCUGCUCGAGCACGAGGCUAUAAGGGAGAUUGCGCAAAAGCACGGGAAGACCAGCGCGCAGGUUCUGCUGCGGUGGGCGGUUGAGCGGGAUAUUGCGGUGAUCCCAAAGUCGCAGAAUCUGGAUGUGCUUGGGUUUGAGCUGUCCAAGGAGGAGAUGGCGCAGAUUAGUGGGUUGGACCGGAAGCUCAUCUUCAACGACCCGGCGAUUUAUGCAAACUGCCCGAUUUGGGCAAAGCUGAGUAGAUUUUGUGGGUGAUCAAGAAAGAGGAUCAAUGCGAUGAAC
Linderina pennispora is the source of this 948-nucleotide messenger RNA. RefSeq names its product xylose reductase. NCBI's taxonomy places the organism in Eukaryota, Fungi, Kickxellomycota, Kickxellomycetes, Kickxellales, Kickxellaceae. The record is from RefSeq and is a predicted model, not a curated record. The transcript has 3 exons. Bases 40 to 921 code for a protein of 293 amino acids. Gene Ontology annotation, cellular component: cytosol. Gene Ontology annotation, molecular function: aldose reductase (NADPH) activity.